GCCCUCCCCAUUCCGCCGUUGCCCCGCCUGCCACUUCUCCGACCUGACCUGCGGUGGCAGGGAACCCGGUGGGGAAGAAUUGGGGUUGCGGACCGCUGCAGUUUCUGACUGGCAGCUCAAGUCCCGCCAAGUGAGCUUGGCGUCUCGCCUGUCCUAGCGUCCCCUCUCAAGAUAGGUACCAUUUCCGCCAGGAGCACACCUCCCACCAAUGCCUUCGCUAGCUCCUCAACCCCUUCCCACACACCCGGGCUCCCAGCCAGCUCCUCACACCGUGCAGAAGCAGGACUGUGGAAGUAGAGGGACCUUGACCCAGCAUGGGCUAGGGACCAAGUGAGGCAGUCCAGAAAAGGGGAGACUGUACAAACAGAUGUAAAGACCGAUUAACAGCAUUAUGAACUUGUCUGCCAGGCUGGGACGGGAUAUGAAGUGUGAAGAAUCCAGUUGCAACCAAAUGGUGUACAACAAAAAUGCUAUCUCAGUACUGUUUUGUGUUCAUUUUCCACUGACCUCAUGGCUGAUAAUAUCUGUAGCCAAUAUUCCAUCUGAAUAUGUUCCAGCUCAUCGGAUGUUACAUCAUCAGGUUAACAGAUAUGGAGAUCUACACCAGGAUUUGGAGAAGUGUCACAAUGGUUACUAAAAUUCUGAACUAGAAUUUUUAGGAAAGGUAGAUGGACUAUAAAGCAAUUGCCCAACAAACUGCUCAAGAAGUUCUCAGUUACAAUCAAGAUACAUCUGGCUGGAAAGUAGUUAAAAUUUCAGUAACUGUUUCUAGCAAGACUUCUAGAAGAUUCCAUGGAAAUAUAUACCGUGUUGAAGGGAUAAUUCCAGAAUCAACAGCUAAACUAUCUGAUUUCCUCUACCAACCUGCAAACAGAGUUACAUGGGAUAGAUCAUUGAAAGUGCAUAACAUGAUACACAGGAUUGAUUCGGAUACAUUUAUAUGUCAUACCAUUACACAAAGUUUUGCCAUGGGCUCAAUUUCCCCCCGAGACUUUAUUGACUUAGUAUAUAUCAAGCACUAUGCAGAGAAUAUGGACAUUAUCAGCUCUAAAAGUGUGGAUUUCCCAGGAUAUCCUCCCUCAUCAGAUUAUAUCCGUGGUUAUAAUCAUCCUUGUGGCUUCGUAUGUUCACCUCUGAAAGAAAACCCAGCAUAUUCCAAAUUAGUGAUGUUUGUGCAAACAGAAAUGAGAGGAAAACUGAUCCCAUCAAUAGUUGAAAAAACUAUGCCUUCCAACUUAGUGAGCUUCAUACUCAAUGCAAAAGAUGGAAUAAAGGUACACAGAGCUUCAUCAGGACACAGAUAUCUCAACGGUCAUUCAUCACUCCAAAAGAAUAACUGAAACCAUUCUGCCAUUAAAUCAUAGUGACAACAGACUGCAGAAACUUCUAGUAAGUGUAGUGUAGCCACUACUGCAGUUCACUUCUAGGUCAAAAUGUAAAAGUACUAUUAAGUAUUGUAGACAAUAUUCUUGUGCCAAUUCCUGAAGAUGCUUUAACAAAAUAAGAACUCAUUGUUGUAUAAGAAAAUAGCAUUAAAUAGAGCUGUUUGAUCUCACGUAAUGAUAUUAAAUAACAUGUGUUGUCACUAA
Messenger RNA from Jaculus jaculus (lesser Egyptian jerboa), 1589 nucleotides. RefSeq names its product StAR related lipid transfer domain containing 6 (gene Stard6). Gene Ontology annotation, molecular function: lipid binding. The record is from RefSeq and is a predicted model, not a curated record. The transcript is spliced from 8 exons. The coding region runs from base 669 to 1340 and encodes 223 amino acids. Lineage: Eukaryota; Metazoa; Chordata; Mammalia; Rodentia; Dipodidae.